AUGCUGCGUGGAAGUGGCUGGUUUGGUGUGGUAUGGAUGGCAGAGCAGAAAAUAUCAUAUGAUAAGAAGAAACAAGAAGAAUUAAUGCAACAGUACCUGAAAGAACAGGAAUCCUAUGAUAAUAGGUUGCUUAUGGGUGAUGAGCGUGUGAAGAAUGGCCUUAAUUUCAUGUAUGAGGCCCCACCUGGAGCAAAGAAAGAGGAAACUAAAGAGCAAAAAUGAGAGACUGAAUACAAAUUUGAAUGGCAAAAAUUUUUUAUUCGUGACAGAUAUGCUAAGGAUGAUAUGAAUAUCAGAGAUCAGCCAUUUGGUAUCCAGGUGCGGAAUGUGAGGUGUAUUAAAUGCCACAAGUGGGGCCAUGUAAACACUGAUCGAGAAUGUCCCUUGUUUGGCCUUUCAGGAAUUAACGCCAGUUCAGUCUCCAGCGAUGGUUCAGGGCCAUCAAUGCACCCCUCGGAGCUAAUAGCGGAGAUGAGAAACAGUGGGUUUGCACUGAAACGGAAUGUGCUGGGGAGAAACUUGACCGCAAAUGAUCCAUCACAGGAAUUUGUUGCAAGUGAAGGAGAUGAUGAUCCAGAAGUUGAAUUUUUAAAAUCGCUGUCAACCAAACAAAAACAGAAACUUCUAAGGAAGUUGGAUCGUCUGGAGAAGAAAAAGAAAAAGAAAGACAGAAAGAAGAAAAAGCAGCAAAAGAAAAAAAGCAAAAGUAAACACAAGAAACAUAAGAUGAGAUCCUCUUCCUCAUCCUCCAGUGAGACUUCAGGAAGCAGCAGCGAUAGCGAGACUGACAGCAGAGAUAAAGCAACACAAAAGAAGAUGUCUUCUAAGAAAAGAAGAAAAGACAAGUUUUCAGAGGCUAGCAGCAGCACCGAUUCAGAAGGAAAGGCAAAGACCAGGAAGGAAAAACUUUGUGAAGAUCUCUCCAGUAGUCACGGUAACAAGGACAAAGAUAGGGAGAAGUACAGACUUUCAAAGCAAGAUAGUUCUGCGGAGAACAACAAAUGGAGCUCCUGUGAGGGGGAAAGAAAGUCCAAAAGCAGGUACCAUAGCACCAACAAGAGAGAGACUGAAGGAAAGGACAGGGAUAGUAGAAGCCGAAGCGUGGAUGAGAGGAGCAGGAGAAGCCCUGGCACAAGUCACAGCAGUUCCAGGCAAAGGCAAAGAAGAAAAAGUCCAUGCCAAAGCCCUGGUGAAGAGCGGCACAGGAAAAAUGAAACCAGAAGCCCCAGCUCAGAUGUGCACAGAGAGAAGAAAAAGUGUCAAGAGGGCUAUGGGGACAAGUUGGGUAAAGGGGAGCACAGAGAAAGGAGCAGACGUAGUAGAAGCAGAAGCAGAGAGAGGAAGAAAAACAGAUAGUGUAGGGGACAGGUGCAAACAAGAAUGUCUCCCUUUUUUGAUGAAUACCUUUAGCAAGGGCUCAAUUACAUAUUGCCGUUCAUUUUCCAACCUCUGUAACUAGCAUUUCCUACAUAAAGGCAACAGCAUCAUUUCUAUAAUGUUGGAAUAUUUGUAAAUUAGGUAUAUAUGUUACGGUAUUUUUCUUACUCUAUAAAUAUACCUGCUGGCAAAUACCUCUUGUAUAUAUGCAG
Opisthocomus hoazin is the source of this 1589-nucleotide messenger RNA. NCBI's taxonomy places the organism in Eukaryota, Metazoa, Chordata, Aves, Opisthocomiformes, Opisthocomidae. The record is from RefSeq and is a predicted model, not a curated record.